Molecule: messenger RNA, 2113 nt
Organism: Fomitiporia mediterranea MF3/22
Lineage: Eukaryota; Fungi; Basidiomycota; Agaricomycetes; Hymenochaetales; Hymenochaetaceae
Product: P-loop containing nucleoside triphosphate hydrolase protein
Exons: 6
Coding region: 1-2010 (669 amino acids)
Biological process (GO): ribosomal large subunit biogenesis
Cellular component (GO): nucleolus
Molecular function (GO): GTP binding; RNA binding; GTPase activity
Source: RefSeq, a predicted model, not a curated record
AUGUCUACAACAAAGGGUCUGAAGGCCAUUGCGCCUGUUCCGACUGCAUCUGAUUUCCUUGAUAUCGUACUAAACAAAACACAGAGGAAAACACCGACAGUUAUCCAUAAGAACUUUAAGAUCAGUCGGAUACGAAACUUCUAUAUGCGCAAGGUUAAGUUCACGCAGGAUUCGUUUGAUGAGAAGCUUGGGGCGAUUUUGACGGAGUUUCCUGUGCUCGAUGACUUGCAUCCUUUCUUGGCUUCACUCAUGAACGUUUUGUAUGACAAAAACCAUUACAAGCUGGCAUUGGGUCAACUGCGGACAUGCAGGCAUCUGAUCGACCAGGUUGCAAAGGACUACGUGCGACUACUCAAAUUCGGAGACAGUCUUUACAGAUGCAAACAGCUGAAACGUGCAGCGCUCGGUCGGAUGGCAACUAUUAUGCGCCGUCAGAAGGAUCCACUUGCAUAUCUUGAGCAGGUCCGUCAGCACAUUGCUCGUCUUCCCGCGAUCGACCCGAAUACCCGUACACUUUUAUUAUGCGGCUAUCCGAAUGUGGGCAAGUCGUCCUUCUUAAACAAGGUCACACGUGCGGAUGUUGACGUCCAGCCGUACGCUUUCACGACCAAGUCGCUUUUCGUGGGUCAUUUGGACUACAAGUACCUGCGAUGGCAGGUUAUUGACACACCUGGGAUCCUUGACCAUCCGCUUGAGGACAUGAACACGAUCGAGAUGCAGAGCAUUACUGCACUGGCUCACUUAAAGGCAUGCGUACUUUAUUUCAUCGACCCUAGCGAGCAAUGCGGUUAUUCCGUCCAGGCUCAAUGUAGCCUCUUCCACUCCAUCAAGCCGCUCUUUGGCGGUAAACCGGUCCUUCUUGUAGUCAACAAGACCGAUAUUUGUCGUCUUGAUGAUUUGCCGCCCGAGUCGCGUGCGCUGGUCGACGAAAUAGUAAACUCGGAAGGUGUCAAAUGUGUCCAGGUGUCUUGCUACUCUGAAGAAGGUGUUAUGGAUGUCAAGAACGCUGCUUGCGACGCCCUGCUUGCACAUCGCGUGGAGACAAAGUUGAAAGGUAGCAAGAUCAACACGGUCAUUAACCGAAUCCAUGUUGCUCAACCUAAACCACGCGACGACGUUGAACGGAAACCUUUCAUUCCGAAAGCAGUCUCGUCGAAAAAGAAAUUUGACAAGAACGACCCGGAACGCCGCAUGUUGGAGCGUGACAUUGAGGAUGCGGAUGGUGGAGCAGGAGUGUAUAUUAUCAACCUCAAGAAAAACUAUAUGCUUGAAAGUGACGAAUGGAAAUUCGACAUUAUCCCAGAAAUUAUGGACGGCAAGAAUAUUGCGGACUUCGUGGAUCCAGACAUUGAAGAGAAACUCGAAGCUCUCGAGCGCGAGGAAGAGCGACUCGCCGAAGAAGGUUUCUACGACGAGAAUUCAGACCUUGAACUCGGCUCGGAAGACGAGCGUGAGGCAGAGGAGCUCCAAGCCGCCCAAACCAAGCGCAAGGAAUCGCAAGCGACGAAGAAAUCACUGAAAAAUGGUGCUCGACUCCCACGGACUGCGGGUCUGCGCACGCUGAGUGACAUGUCGGAGAGCCUGACGAAAGCCGGGUAUGAUCCUAGUCGGAUUCAAGAGCGUGCAGCGUUACUUGCAAAGGCGCAGGGCCUGAAGCGGAAGCGUGCACAGGAAGAGGGGAUGGAUAUUGAUGAAGAGGGUGACGAAGACGGGGAAGGAGAUGAGGGAGAUUGGAUGGAUGUUGAUGGAGAGGAUAGGACGCCGCAGAAACGGGCGAAAUCGAACUCUGGUGCUGUCGUCUUGUCCGGAAGGGGACCGCGGACGAAUAGACAACUGGCGGGUCUGCGUGAUGAUGCGCAAGCUGCGAAGGCGAUUAAGUUGCGCAACCUUGGACAGCGUGAGCGCAACUACCAAGCGAAGGCAGGAGAAGCUGACCGUGCUAUCAAGACAAAGAUGCCGAAGUGGAUGUACACGGGCAAACGAAAAAUGGGCAAGACCAACAGGCGUUGAUUGCUUAUCCUUCUUGUUUCACAUUUCGAUUAGAUGUGUGUAGUUGCUUUCGUAGUUCUUGUUUAUGUAUGCUCGUGCAAUGCAUGUCUGUACUUUACUCUAA